Oncorhynchus masou masou (cherry salmon) is the source of this 2220-nucleotide messenger RNA. It is a transcript of the gene galt, whose product is annotated as galactose-1-phosphate uridylyltransferase. Gene Ontology annotation, molecular function: UDP-glucose:hexose-1-phosphate uridylyltransferase activity; zinc ion binding. Gene Ontology annotation, cellular component: cytoplasm. The record is from RefSeq and is a predicted model, not a curated record. Bases 428 to 1576 code for a protein of 382 amino acids. NCBI's taxonomy places the organism in Eukaryota, Metazoa, Chordata, Actinopteri, Salmoniformes, Salmonidae. The transcript has 10 exons. Gene Ontology annotation, biological process: beta-D-galactose catabolic process via UDP-galactose, Leloir pathway.
GUCAAUAUUUGUCGUUGAGCUUGCUUUUGUUGCCAUGAAGUCACUGGUGUUGUUCUAGUUAUCAGAAAGCCACUACAUGUAAGAUUGUAUCCUACCAAGACAAACAUUUAACAACACAUAUCUAUCUGAAUGUUCCGCAUGGUUCUGAACGCGUCCACUAGUAUACCUUGCGUUACGUCUGGAAUCCUGCGUUCAUCUGCGCAGCUUUCAUUCUCUCCACUGGUUCUAUUCCGAGAGUAGUUAGCGGCAGAACGCUUUCAAAACAGCACCAACUCAAAGCAGGGUUAGGGUUGAUCUUAUAGAUGUCAGACUGAAGACAGUCCGAGCCACCACUGGUACUGACACAGAGAGACGUUUAGUAAAGUAGGGCUGGACACAGGUGGACUUUCACGUCGUCGGCGUUGUGACAACAACAUAGACCAACGCAAUGAGCAGCAAUAAUGAACUCCGCUUUGAUCCAAAGGAGCACCAGCACCUGCGCUACAACCCCCUCCGGGACACGUGGGUUCUGGUGUCGGCCCACAGGAUGAAGAGACCUUGGAGUGGCCAGGUGGAGAAGGAAGAGGAGGACCAAGUACCUCAACACGACCCAAACAACCCCCUCUGUCCUGGGAACACCAGGGCCAACGGAGAGGUGAACCCAGACUACAACAACACAUUUGUGUUUGAGAAUGACUUCCCAGCCCUGCAGCCUAAUGCUCCUGACCCAGGACAUAACCAACAUCCACUGUUCCAGUCUAAAGCAGCCAGGGGCGUCUGCAAGGUGAUGUGUUUCCACCCCUGGUCUGACGUCACACUGCCUCUCAUGACGCUUCCUGACAUCGUCAAAGUGAUUGACAAGUGGGCAGAACUGAUGGUGGAUCUAGGCUUCACCUACCCCUGGGUCCAGAUCUUUGAGAAUAAAGGAGCCAUGAUGGGCUGUUCCAACCCCCAUCCUCACUGCCAGGUGUGGGCCAGUAACUUCCUGCCUAAUGAAGCCACCCUGUCGGACCGCUGUCAGAGAGAAUACCUGAAGACCCACGGAGAACCUCUACUGCUGCAGUACGCUAAGAUGGAGGCAGAGAGACAGGAGCGUGUAGUGGUGCAGAAUGCUGAUUGGCUGGCUGUGGUUCCAUACUGGGCCACCUGGCCGUUCCAGACGUUGCUGUUACCACGGAGACAUGUCCAGAGACUGACUAACCUCACCGCCCAGGAGAGAGAGGGACUGGCCUCCAUUAUGAAGAGACUCUUGACUAAAUAUGAUAACCUGUUUCAGAUCUCCUUUCCCUACUCCAUGGGCUGGCACGGCGCCCCUACCGGCCCCUAUCUUAAAGAGGACCAGUUCCACUGGCAGCUCCAUGCUCACUAUUACCCCCCCCUGCUCCGAUCUGCCGGCGUACGCAAGUUCAUGGUGGGAUAUGAAAUGCUGGCGCAGGAGCAGAGAGACCUUACACCUGAACAGGCUGCUGAACGACUGAGGAACCUUCCAGAAGAACACUACAAGACCAUUGAGACGGCAGGAGAGAUUGGUGGAGAGACACCUCUGGCCCUACCACGUCACACCUCUACCAAACCUCUGACCCUACCACACCUCUGACUCUACCACACCUCUGACUCUACCAUACCUCUGACUACCACAACUCUGACCCUACCACACCUCUGAUCCUGACCCUACCACACCUCUGACCCUACCACACCUCUGACCCUACCACACCUCUGACCCUACCACACCUCUGAUCCUGACCCUACCACACCCCUGACCCUACCACCACUCUGACCCAACAACACCUCUGACCCUACCACCACUAUGACCCUACCACACCUCUGAUCCUACCACCACUAUGACCCUACCACACCUCUGAUCCUGACCCUACCACACCUCUGACUUUAACUCUGUCACAGGAUCAUCAACUAGACUCAGCAGCAUACCGCCAGUUGGUGAACCCUGGUCUAUCACAUUGACAUUAGAUAUUAAAGUAUGAAUAACAGGAAGUGCCUAUCAAAACAGUUUUGAUACAAAUACUACUAGAUCUCUUUUUGGGAAGAGAAAUAUAUAACAUUGCUGAUGGUGCCUUCAGAAAGUUUUCACACCCCUUGAGUUUUUCCACAUUUUGUUGUGCUUCAGCCUGAAGUAAAAAUGUAUUAGAUUAAGAUUUUAUGUCACUGGCCUACACACAAUACCCCAUAAUGUCAAAUUGGAAUAAUGUUUGUAAAUUGAUAAAAAUAAAAAGUUAAAAUGUC